AUGAUUUCAGAAUAACUUAAAUCAGGACCAUCAACUAAAUAAUUUAAUAGUGAUGAUACUCUCAGAAUUGGUGAGUGCACUGUUCAUAAAAGAUAACUAGAAGCUUUUUGCACUUCUUGUCAUGUGUAUAUUAAUUUAAUUAUACUAGUCUUAUUUGUCCAACUUGUUUAAUGUUUGGAGAUCACAAAGGUCAUUUAGUAGAUUAAAUGGAUAAAGCUACCAAAGAUAUUAGAUCAUCUAUGGAUCAAGCUGCUAAAGAUGGUAAUCCAAUUUUUAUUAUAUCAAACUUAGGAAUCUUGAGAUUAGAAAAAACAGAAACUGUUCUUGUAGAUAUUAGACAUACUAAAUUAACAUUUGAAGAAUCAAAAUAAAAGGUAUUGAAAGAAGUCGAAUAAACUUUUGCUGCCAUCUUCAAAUUAAUUAAGCAAAGAAAAGAUGAAGUUAUCAAUUUGAUUAAUUAACAUUAUGAAAUUUAAGUUAAUAACAUUGAUACUUAAGAAUAAAUUUGGAUGGAUAAAUAAUCUAGAGCAUAUGAUGUAAUCAAAUUAGCUAAAUCUACUAAUGAUUAUCAACUAUUGGAAAAAGCUACAUAUAUUUUAGAAAGUAAUUCUUAUUCAUUAUUAGAGGUCUCGAAAUUUUAAGACAAACGCCGACCUAUAAGAAUGUUUAUAUUGUCAAUUCUAUUGAUACAACGUUUAAUUUAAAUAACAUUUCAUUAAAUCUAUCGGAAUUCUAGAAAGGGCUUUAAAAUUGGAUAAAAUUGGGAGAUUCUGUGCUUAUACAAUUUAAAUGUUGA
Paramecium sonneborni is the source of this 796-nucleotide messenger RNA. NCBI's taxonomy places the organism in Eukaryota, Ciliophora, Oligohymenophorea, Peniculida, Parameciidae. The record is from the annotation of a GenBank genome assembly.